CAAAAAGUGGAGGUGUGUCUGCUGCAUGGACGAUUGACUAGACUCUAUAAAACAAAAGGCGAGCAAAGUGAGAUCCUAGACUCAGUUUAAUAAGUUAUUGGACAGUAUGGGCGGCGCUAACAGCAAGAACAGCGGUGGAGGUGGUUUCAAUGGAGAUGUGGUGCAAGCUCACAAUGUAUACAGAGCUAAACACGGAAGUCCUCCUCUUAAAUGGUCAGUGGAGGCAGCAAAGAAGGCACAGUCGUGGGCCGAACGACUAGCGUCAAGUGGGACAUUGCAACAUGGUAACCACGACAACAUGGGGCAGAACAUUGCGUACAAGAGUGGCGCAGAAUACAAAGGUCAAGAGGUCGUCGAUAGUUGGUACUCAGAGGAGAAUACCUACAACUACAGUACUCCUGGUUUCCACGGGAACAGCGGCCACUUCACCCAACUAGUAUGGAAGAGUACAACACACAUCGGAGUGGGCAGAUCUAUCAAUGGCACUAAGACCUAUGUAGUGGCUAACUAUACACCAGCCGGCAACAUCACCAAUACUGGACAGUUUGAAGCAAACGUUUUGAGACCCAAAUAACUCCCACAAUCCCAGUGUGUGUGUGUGCUUGUAUUCUAUGCCACUAGACACUAUAAGCGUUAUUCUAUAUGUUCUGUUGCUGGUAUAGCCAGUUUAAUUGUGCUUAAUACCACCGCCAUUGUUGUAUCUUGUUUCUACCAAUAGACACUAUCAAGUGUUAUUUCAUUGCUCUUUGUGGUCAGUUUGAUAUCACUUUGUUGUUAAUAGGCUAUCAAAUGAUUGUUACGAAACAUA
This is a messenger RNA of Halichondria panicea, 808 nucleotides long. Its product is annotated as Golgi-associated plant pathogenesis-related protein 1-like. Lineage: Eukaryota; Metazoa; Porifera; Demospongiae; Suberitida; Halichondriidae. Bases 107 to 574 code for a protein of 155 amino acids. The record is from RefSeq and is a predicted model, not a curated record. Gene Ontology annotation, cellular component: extracellular region. The transcript is spliced from 2 exons.